Messenger RNA from Spirometra erinaceieuropaei, 5262 nucleotides. NCBI's taxonomy places the organism in Eukaryota, Metazoa, Platyhelminthes, Cestoda, Diphyllobothriidea, Diphyllobothriidae. The record is from the annotation of a GenBank genome assembly.
AUGAACCUGCGCAGGACACCGACUUAUCUUGACAAACAUUUUCUUCUGCCCCCCGUUGCGAGAGAAGGCCACCUGGAUGCAUCCUCGGUGGCGUCAGUGGCGCCUGCUGGAUCAUGUCCUCGUCCGGAGGCGACACCGGCUGGACGCGCUAGUGACAAAGGCGAUCUCCGGUGGCGACGAAUGGACCGACCAUCGCCUCGUCAUCUCGAAGUUGCGAACUCGCCUACAGCCUCGCAAGAGACCUCAAAGUAAGCUACCCCUAGGUAAGCCGAAUAAAUAAAUAAAUAAAUAAAUUUUAAUUUAAUGCCAGUUUACAGGCAUUGUCAAGGGAAGCGAUUAAACACAAAUCCGACCGGCAGUGAAAAAAAACUCCUGAGCUUAAGGCAUAAAAAUAUAGUCAAUGGUGGUUUUUGUUGUUUGGAGGGCUCAGGAGAAAAAAACUGUCGGCGGUGGUAGAAUAUCGACCGUCAAGAAGGGGGGAGGUUGCACGGUAUCGGAGAUUAUCGGACGUCAAAUUCCUUUCAUGAAUUUGGGGAUAGCCAAAGUAGAGGCGUCGAGGAACAGCUGGUGAGACCGGCCAUAGUGUUCAGAAACCACAAACGCCAUCGCUACGUUACAGUCGAUCAGUAGAUUCAGCACCCAAAAUUUGUGGGAGCUUUUCUGAAUGCAAAAAUCGAGUAAUAGUUCUCUUAAAUAAAGGAUAAUUUUGCAGAGUUUUCACACUCAUGGGUAGUUUAUUCCAAAUAGCAAUUGCAUUUACAGAAAAAAACCGACGAUAUUUAACAGUACGUGCCAGAGGCAGAAAUAAGAAGACCUCACGGUGACUGUUACGUCGUGGGUGGAUAUGAUGUCUUAAAGAGGUGAGCGGGUUAAAUGUGUGAUUAUAUAAGAGUUUAAAUAGCAAAAUUAGUCCCUUUUGUAAUCUACGGAACCAUAAAGGAUCGAGGCCUGUAAGCCGGCAACGUUCUUGGUAAGACAAAUGUCGGUGUUCCGGGGUUAAAAUUCUCUUAGUAAAAAAGUGUUGAACGGAUUCUAUCUUCUUCCGCUCAGUAGCACACAUGAGGCUAAAUGAAAACGAACAGUAUUCCAGACCAGGUCUAACGUACAUGUUGUAAAGGCGCAUUCUAAUGCCCCUACUUUUAAAAUUUCGGAGGAUAAACCCGGUCGUUCUACGUGCUUUGGAGACUAUCAAGGCACAGUGCUCCGAGAGAUUGAGACUCUUGGAGUAUGAUACGCCCAAAUCCUUUAUUACCCCUGGCACAUUUAUUGCGUGACCUUCAAUACUCAGUUGAGGUUGGCGGUCGUCGCCCACCACCAUGACUGAGCACUUAUGCCAAGAAAGAGAAAGGCGCCAUGUGCGGCACCACUGGGCGAAAGCCUGUAGAUCGCUCUUUAGGAGCUCAAGCACGAUGUCAUGAUCUGCCAUGAUCUGUCAUGAUCGAUAUGCAACUUUAAGAUCAUCGGCAUACAUGAAAGGCCUACCAUUCUGAAAUAAAUCGGGUACAUCAUUAACGAAAAGGCAAAAUAAAAGCGGGCCGAGUACACUACCCUGAAUGACUCCACUCCUCACACGUGUGGGGUUGGAGAUGGUAUUGGAAAUCUUAACUCGUUGUGUGCGAGUGCCCAAAUAAGAGGAUAUAAAAUUCAAAAGUUUGCCACCUAUUCCGAAAGAGGACAAUUUCAAGAGGAGAAGAGCAUGGUCAACACAGUCAAAAGCCUUAGUGAAAUCGAAAUAUACUGUGCAAAGAGCAAAACCAUGGCCCCUAGAUUGGAGAACAUAGUCAAAGAAAGAGAGUUGACAGGUGUCACAAGAUCGAGCUUUGAGGAAUCCAUGCUGAGCAACACUCAGUAAGUUGUUCGCUGUUAAGUGACACAUCAUCUUAUCCUUGAUCAAUGUCUCUAAGAACUUCGAAACUGCGGGGAGGUUGUUUAUUGGCCGAAAGUCAUCAAAUGAUGUAGAUUUGCCGUGCUUAGGAAUGGGCAAAAUGUGUGAUUCCUUCCACAAGGUAGGGUAAGUUUCACUUUCAAGAGCAAGAUUAAAUAUCUUGCAUAAGAGGGAUGGGAAGAUCGUGUUUGCAUCGGCUUUUAAAAUGCUUACUGGGACACCAUCAGGGCCUGGACUAUAAGAUUGACGAAAACGCCGAAUCGCAACAGUCACAUCCCACAGAGUGAAAGUUAUAGUUUCUAGAACUGCCCCGGUAAAUGACUGGAUGGUCGGAAGCGGAGUGGUCGAGUCUUCAAUAAACGUUUUGGACAGGAAAUCAUUGAAGCUGUCCGCGGUUAACUGGGUAUCAACUAUGGGAUUUCCGAGAUCGUCUCGAAGGAUGGGAUACUGCAUCUUUUUCUGAGUUCGUAUUUUUCUAGAGAAAAGUUUCGAGACACUUAACGAAUGGUUUUCAGUAAAGUGGACCUCUUCGGCUAGCUGUUUUUCUUCAGACAAUCUCUUAGCUCGAUCAAAAAUGUCACAAAUCAAGGGCAGAACAGAAACAUCGUUCUGCAGAUGGAAACGACGAUAAAGCCUGCGCAAUCUGCGACGAAAGGGUAAAGGUAGGAAAAUCUCAUCCCAAACAUUAAUAAUUUUCUUACGGGGGACAAAACGAGAAAUAAGCGGACCCAAAAUUUCGUACAGUUUUGCAGUGCAAACAUUUACAUCCGAACUAAGGAAGAACUCAGUCCAGUCGUAGGAAUUAAGGUGUGUUAAUAAUUCGGUUGAGCGAGUUGAUCGGAAAUUGCGGAAAAAGUUAUACUUUUGGGACGACAUUUCGUCAGCCUCGAAUUCCAACGUUGAAACAACUAUGUCAUGGUCUGAACCCCCGAGUGGGCCUAGGGAUGACACUGACGAUGGCAAGCAGCCUCUACAGAAAAUUAAGUCAAGUAUACUUGAGCCUCGGGUGGGAAAAUCAACAACCUGAGUCCACAUCCCGACAUCCACAGCCUCAAGAAAGUCAUCGAACCUUCUGGGGCCUUAAGGCGGAGACCAGCGGACUUCAGGGAGAUUAAAGUCACCCGCAACCAGUUGAUAUUUAAAACUUAAGUCGGCCGCAGCAUUAAAUGCCUGUGAGAGUAAGCGAUCAAAAUUGUCAUUGGCGUUGGGAGGGCGAUAGACGCAGCCAACGAGUAAGGAGAACUUAUUUUUUAGUGCAACCUGGAGCCAGCAGCUGCCUUCUACCGCUGAAAAGUGCGGGAGGUCCAACGGCAAACAUGUAAGUGUUUGCUUAACGUAGACGCAGCUGCCCCCACCACGGCCAUCUUGGCGAUCAUUUCGAAUGCAAUUGUAGCCUAAAAGAGAGAGUUCGGAGUCAGCUACUGAGGCUGAUGCCCACGUCUCAGUUACUAAAACAAUAUCAGGACAAUGGACGAACACCUGAGUCUGAAGCAAAGGCAUCUUAUUAAGCAAGGAUCUGGCAUUUAAAACAAAAAGUUUGAAGGGAAAGGCUGUUAGUUUUUGAGGGAGGUGGGCUUCAUCGUCCAGUUCUAGGUCGCCCACGGAGCAAACGGUCCGGAUGCAACCAUCCGGUUCUGCAAAAAAUUUUGUGGCAUCAAAAAAUUCUGACGUGGAUAAAAAAGGGGAGGACUUGGGGGAGGGAAUGACGGGCAGGUAAACUGGUAACUAUUGUUAGCUAACUUAUUUUCAGCUGGAAAUCCGUGGGGCAGAUACUGCAACUUAUUCCCGCCGGGACGAAACUGAGGAUCGGAUGAAUUAACUGAUUCAGUAUGGACAUUAUCAUGAGGAAUAAGUUGGUAAAACGGCCGUGGAGGAAACAAGUUAGGGGGUGGGGGACGCAUUGUUUCCAUUGGAACAAGAGGUCUAUUAAACGGUGGGAAAAUCGGCAUAUUCGGCCUAACUGCCUCGAUAUGAGGUCUGGGGGGGGCAUUUGGGAUCACGCUGCGUUUUGAGUCGGGGUGUUUGAGGCAUUGUUAACCGAUUAUGGAGGAAAACAUUUUAUACUGGUGCUGGAUUUAUUGGGUGUCCGAGUGGCUGAGACAGCAAUUGGAUUUGCCUUUGAUAUAGGCACAUGCUUAGGUUUACUAGGGGUUGCUGAGGGAGUCGAUAGAGGCGUGUUUAUACCAGGCGUGGUGGUGUGUUUAAAGAGGUCAGCAUUAAAAGUAGUAGAACUCCCUACGGAAUUGACUAUGCCGUGACUUGCAGAUGCCGCAGGUGGUGUUGUAGAGGACAUAUUCAGACUGACAGUAGGUGCCAUUAUCUUGGUGUUGGUUUUUGCCGAUUUCAGUUUAUUCAGUCUUCGCUGCAGGGGUGUGAGGUCUGGCGAAACGGAGCAGCGCCAUUUACGGCAGAAGUCUCUAGUCAUCUCCCUACUCGACAAGAUAAAAUCGACUUCUAUCACGGAGAAAAGGGCAACUAGUAUCGGCGCAUUACGGCUAAGCGAGCGAAGUCGCUUAGCUAGUGCGACACUAAAACUCAAACCACAACUUUGUAGGAACAAAUGCGCUCCCUCCAUAGCAGAUAAGUGGCUCGGAAUGUUUCGCAGUACGAAAUUAUGCUUGCGUUUAAUUCGUUCCUCAGUUUCCGAACUUAUUACCCCAAUAAGUUUAAAAGCUUGUUCAAGCACUUUUUCAGAAGUGCUGUUUAUGUCGCCAUAAAUCAGCUGAUCGAUUAUUUCGCCGGCUGAUGGCCUGCUACGACUAGCAGAGGCGUAUUUUUGGACGACUGAAGGGUCGAGAGGUUCUACAUGUACUAAAGGGAUUUGUGAGUUAAUCAUAUCUGCAGACGGCGAAGAACAUACGCUGGCGUCUGCCAUGUCUUCAGUCACGAUUUUAGCACCCAGAGACGGUGGGGAGGCCGCAAGCUUUCGCCUUUUAGCACGUGCUCUGCGGGGCAUUACAGACAAAAAAAGUUUUUCGUUACAGAAGAAGGAUCAAAAGGAAACACGCACUGAGUAGCAAGUAUUACUGUUUUUUUUACUACGAAAACUAGAAAGCGGUAGUAGGGAAAGGAUUCACUACAAUGGAUUUUUUACAAAAUACGACUAUUUUGCCAGACUGUCAAACAAACUGGGAAAAAAAAUUUACCUUAUAUAGAAAGGCGACUUUUAAAACGGACUCAAGUAAAAAACAGGCAUUAAUUACUUAAGAAUGUCCAGAUAAAUGCAGAGCUUCACUUAUCUUUGAAAUUGAAAUAUUGUCUUGUUGUCUUUUCCUGCUCAUCGUAUGCUUUUUAGCAACGAGCUAGCUCUACGGAUCGACAACUUUCCAGUCCUUGAUGCCGCCACAUCUGACGAGAACGCCUCCGUGGAGAACUGA